This is a messenger RNA of Beta vulgaris subsp. vulgaris (sugar beet), 1704 nucleotides long. RefSeq names its product aluminum-activated malate transporter 2. Gene Ontology annotation, biological process: malate transport. Lineage: Eukaryota; Viridiplantae; Streptophyta; Magnoliopsida; Caryophyllales; Amaranthaceae. Gene Ontology annotation, cellular component: plant-type vacuole membrane. The record is from RefSeq and is a predicted model, not a curated record. The transcript is spliced from 6 exons. The coding region runs from base 1 to 1503 and encodes 500 amino acids.
AUGGGAUUUACUACUAGUGAAGAUGAUAAGACGAAUUUUGUAGCGCGUGCAUGGAGUUGGAUUCAUCACUUGUCCAAGACGUUAAUAGCUAAAUUUGUUGGGAUCGCGACAAUGGCGAAAAAAUUGGCUCAAGAUGAUCCUAGAAGGGUUAUUCAUUCCGCCAAAGUUGGACUAGCUAUAACUUUGGUGUCUUUGUUCUACUAUUUUCAACCACUAUAUGAUAGUUUUGGUGUUUCGGCUAUGUGGGCUGUUAUGACUGUAGUGGUUGUCUUUGAAUUUACUGUUGGAGCAACAUUAGGAAAAGGAUUAAAUAGAGCAUUGGCGACGUUACUAGCAGGUGCAUUAGGAGUUGGGGCGCAUCACUUGGCUAAUCUUUGUGGCAAGAUUGGUGAACCUAUCCUAAUUGGAUUAUUUGUCUACAUAUUUGCUGCAGCAUCGACAUUUAUGAGAUUUUUCCCAAAAAUAAAGGCGCGAUAUGAUUAUGGGUUCUUGAUUUUCAUAUUGACGUUCAGCUUCAUAUCCAUAUCAGGGUAUCGAGCAGAUGAAAUCAUAGAUUUGGCACACAAGAGAUUGUCAACUAUCGUAAUUGGUGGAUCAGUUAGUUUGCUUACUAAUACACUCAUUUUUCCGGUAUGGGCUGGUGAAGAAUUGCAUAAUUCAGUUGCCACUAAUAUGGAAAAACUUGGUCAUUUCUUGGAAGGAUUUGGGGCUAUAUAUUUGAAAACAUCAGAAGGUGAAGCAAAUACUAAGGAUGGGAACAAAUCUUUAUUUCAAGGCUAUAAAAGUGUUCUAAAUUCGAAGAAUACCGAAGAAAUCAUGGCAAAUUUUGCAAGAUGGGAGCCAAGACAUGGACUAUUUAGAUACCAUCAUCCAUGGAACCAGUACAUUAAGUUAGGAAGUCUUAUCAGGCAAUGUGCCUACAGGAUUGAUGCUCUUGAUGCUUAUUUUAAGCCUGACAUUCAGAAACCAGCAGAAAUACUCCAAGAAGAAAUCAGGGAAGCAUGCACCAAGAUAAGUUUGGAAUCAAGCAAAACAUUGAAAAAGUUAGGAUCAUGCUUAAAAGCUAUGACACACCCUUCUUGUUCAGUUAAUGCUCACAUUGUAAGCUCAAAAGCAGCUGUGAAAAUCCUCAAGACUUUCCUCAAAUCAAGCUCAUUGUAUAACCAACACUCUGAGUUACUACAAAUCAUUCCAAUUGCAACAUUAGCUUCUCUCCUCAUUGAUAUAGUCGAUUGCACUGAGAAAAUUGCAGAAUUUACUUAUGAUCUUGCAACUCUUGCGCGCUUUAAGGUUGCUAAUGAGUCUAAUAAUCUCGAGGAAAAACCAAUAAGAUCCAAUAUUAAUCAACUUGAUCAUCAAGGUGUAAAUCAAGUUUCUCAAGUUGAUUGUCCUCAAAUUGUGAUUUCAGUUGCUGAAUUAACUUUGAUGACUUCAAAGUCAGUUGAUCAUCAAGGGAAUACUAUGGUGGCAAAUUCAGAUGGGCAACAUAGUUUAGAAGAUUAGUGCUAUAUGAAUUAGUCAAUAUAUGUAUAGUCUUAUAAUGGAUAACAAAAUCUUAAUUAUUUACUGCCUUGAUGAGAUGUUCAACUACUUAAGUCCACCAUAUUUGAUGUUAGUGGAAAAUUUAGUUGGAUUUUUAACACAAUAAGAAAAAUUCUAGCCAAUGAGGUCUUAAUCUAAUGGUUAAGGCCGAGGUUUAAUAUA